AAAAACUCGAGAAUCCAUCCAGAAUCCAGAAGAAAAGAAAAGGAAGAAGGCCCAGCGGCGAGUCGUCUGCUUCUCAUCUCUGAUCGUUCCCCUCACCUCCUCCUCCAGUACGCACCAGCCGGCAAAGGGGCGCCCUCCGGCGGCCGGCGACCCACUUCAAAGGAGCACCGACAGCAGUAUGGCGGCCAGACGGAACAUUCCUUAUUCUGUUCUUCCUACGGAGGACAGGGAUGAAGACAAUGUUGACCGCCGGUUCACAUACACUCCAAAAUCCUUGAGGAGGAUCCCGUGGAAGUCGAUUGCCCUAGCAUUGUUCCUCCUCUUCCUGGGAAGCUCUCUUCUCUUCCUUUCGUACUUUAUAUCCACAGGUCACAUGGAGGGUGAUAGCUCUCAGGUGUAUGGUCUAUUGUUCCUGGGCAUCCUUGCCUUUCUUCCUGGAUUUUAUGAGACCCGAGUUGCAUACUAUUCAUGGAGAGGAGCACCAGGGUUCACCUUUGCGGCCAUUCCAGACUAUUAGGCUUCGAUUCUAACUCAUCUACUGGGCAGUAAAGAUAUUGAACAGCAAGAGCCAAAAUACGAAACUUUAUCGAGAAUGAAAUGAGCACUUAUUGUUAUGUUUGUACUACAAAUAGCUAACAUGUAGGUGAAGUCGCCUUGUGUUGAUUCUAUGUCACAUGACGGAGUUGUUCCAUCAGGCAAGCUAUGCAUGUGCUGCAGAGCUAAAGCUGCUCUUGUGCUUUGCUUGCUUGUGCAUUGCUAUGUAGAUUGAACUUCUGGAGUUACCUAAGAUAUUAGCUUUAUGGCUUAAGUAUGUUAAUCUACAAAUAUAUUUUUA
This is a messenger RNA of Triticum urartu, 835 nucleotides long. RefSeq lists its product as uncharacterized. Gene Ontology annotation, cellular component: endomembrane system. The record is from RefSeq and is a predicted model, not a curated record. Lineage: Eukaryota; Viridiplantae; Streptophyta; Magnoliopsida; Poales; Poaceae.